UCACCCUGAAAAAGGAAAAGACACAGCGUUUUAUGGGAUUAAGAAAAAUUGCUACUCUAUUGCACUACGCCUGGUCUGAGGUGGCGAAGGCAAGUCUGGCGCAAGAGAUCACCUAAACUGAGCGAGACAAAUAUUGGAUAAAAGAUGGACGAGACUGGUGGAAUAAGGAAAAUAUUGGAUGAAACACUGAAGAAUCUGUCAAGAAACAUCUUUACAUCAUUCAAGCGCAGGCUUUUAACCUGUAAGAUACCUGAAGGAUAUAACCAAAUUCCAUGGAAUGAAUUAGAAUCGGCAGAUGCAGAAAAUACGGUUGAUCUCAUAUUCAGAUACUACACAACAGAGCACGCAGCAGAUAUUGUUCUUGCUGUUCUGGAUUAUAUCAACGAAAGGCAGGCCGGACUAGAAAUGAGCACAAAAUUAAUGAAAAACGAUGCUACAACUAAACAUCACAAACAAUAUAAGAGAGAAAAAGAUUACGAUGAAACCAUUCCAAAAAAUAAAACGGGCAGUGAUGGAAGCAUUGAAAUCACAUCAAGAAUAACGAUGUACUCACAGAAGGAUCAGAAUCCAAAAGAAAAACUGGUGCACGCUUCACAAUUACCUCUUACCAAAAAUAUAGACAGUCGGUCUUAUACCACUAAAUUGACUGAAUCUAAUACUCAAGAACAAAAGAAUAAAAAAUUGAUUCACAGUCCCGCACCACCUGCAAUUCCAACUCCAACUCCAAAAAUAAGCGGAAGUUCUACUUUAGAAUCAUCUGUAGAAUGCACAAAAGCCCAACCUAAAAGUACAACUAAAGGAUCUACGUCAAGCUCUUCAAACAUAUGUGCUGGCAAGCUGGGCAACCAAGCAAAGAACAUCUCACAGGUGCAAGAGACCGUAGGAAAUAAAAAACAGUCAGGAAAUCCUGGAUUGUCUCAUAGUCAAAAUGUCCAAUGUAAAGUUCCUGAGCCAAGACCAGAAGCUGCCGGAAAUGUUCCAGCAUUGCCAAACAAAACCAGUCAUCAUAAACCAGAUUGUACCCAGCAGUGUCAUGUUCCCAAGCGAAUUCCACCAAGAGGAAAACCAUUGCCAGACCUCUUCCUGCGAGAGUUGGAUGAAAAGAAUCUCGCGGUUAUAGAAGCAAAUCACAAUGGCAAACCGCAUAUAUUUGCCAAGUUUUUAUUCCAUUUUUUUGUGCCAUUUGAAAUAUAUACAGGCUGGACUAAACAAACAAACUUUGAUGGGUAUGGAGGUAAAAAUGCCAUUCCAAAUAACUUACGUGAAGCUUUAUUUAAACAUGUGAAAAACAAAUUUUAUCUGCAAGAAAAUGAUAUUAAGAAAAUAAGAGAAACAAUAAAUGACCUCUUGAGAAAGCCACGAACAGCAGGUUGGCCUGUUCUAAUAGAAUUUGGUCCCCCCUAAAGAACAAAUCAUUUACUGUAUGUGUUUACAGAAUUCUAAGCAAAGAAAUGUAAGAUAUACUGUUUAUAGGGAUGAGCAAACUUUUUUGGCCAGUUUCACGGCAAAUCUUGCACAUGCCAAUCUUUUUCACAAUUCUGUGCAAUAAUGGCCUAAUUAAUGGAACAUUAAAAGCCAGUUUGAUCAAGCUGAUUCAGAGAAUUUCUGGCCUGAGCAACUGGGAAAGAAUAUCUGGAUGUUAGAUAUUGAGAGAGAAAUCACCACCACGUUUGAAAGACAUUGGCAACAUGGUAACCAUUUUUUUUCUAUGACGAACAAUUGUAGCAUAGAGGAAAGACGUUUCUUUAACAAUGUAGGGGAAGGUUUAUGUUAUUGAGGAGCUAAAAAUGCUGAAACCACAAUGUUAUAUCACUUUCUCUUUGACUCUAAUGCUUUUUGAAAUUUUUUUUUUGGUUUGAAAACUUUUACACAAAUUGAAACAUUCUGUAGAAGUAAAUUUAAAACAUGCCAAUCUUUUUCACAAUUCUGUGCAAUAAUGGCCUAAUUAAUGGAACAUUAAAAGCCAGUUUGAUCAAGCUGAUUCGGAGAAUUUCUGGCCUGAGCAACUGGGAAAGAAUAUCUGGAUGUUAGAUAUUGAGAGAGAAAUCACCACCACGUUUGAAAGACAUUGGCAAUAUGGUAACCAUUUUUUUUCUAUGACGAACAAUUGUAGCAUAGAGGAAAGACGUUUCUUUAACAAUGUAGGGGAAGGUUUAUGUUAUUGAGGAGCUAAAAAUGCGGAAACCACAAUGUUAUAUCACUUUCUCUUUGACUCUAAUGCUUUUUGAAAUUUUUUUUUUGGUUUGAAAACUUUUACACAAAUUGAAACAUUCUGUAGAAGUAAAUUUAAAACGUGUUUUUUUCACAUUAAAGGUUCUUUUUUUCCACUGGCAAAAUAUGCUCCCAACAGAGGACAGAGACCACCAUCCCAUCGCUUGAUCUACUUUUUCUUCAUGCCCUUGGCUUGGCAAACAAUGUGUAUAAGAAACGGAUCCGCACAUUAAUGCAGUCGGGGAAUAUCCCCUUUUA
Messenger RNA from Xenopus laevis (African clawed frog), 2469 nucleotides. RefSeq lists its product as uncharacterized. Bases 145 to 1404 code for a protein of 419 amino acids. The transcript has 3 exons. Lineage: Eukaryota; Metazoa; Chordata; Amphibia; Anura; Pipidae. The record is from RefSeq and is a predicted model, not a curated record.